Messenger RNA from Klebsormidium nitens, 1002 nucleotides. The record is from the annotation of a GenBank genome assembly. Lineage: Eukaryota; Viridiplantae; Streptophyta; Klebsormidiophyceae; Klebsormidiales; Klebsormidiaceae.
CUGACAACAUUUGAACUCGACUAAGCUGAUUAGAGGCGGAGUUAUGAGAGGGACUGAGGCACGAAAAGACUCAUCACCGGUGGCUUUCCUGAUUCUGUCAGCAGCGGGCGUCCAAUGCCUCACAACAUUUGAUUAGCCAAAGGUGGCUUCAAGUACAAAUUCUGGAACUUGGAGAACGACACAGUGAGACACCGGGAGUCGAGUGAACCCCUCCUUGGACACCAAGCGCAGAUUCCAGAAGCAGGACCUAUCAAAUCGAUUAUGGUGGUACUUUCUUCAGUUGCCCAUCCGGGGUCACUGCUUUUGCAUGGCGCGAUUGGCCCUGGUCUGGGAGGAGAAAGAUGGUUUGGAAAGCACAGCUGCACGCAACUUGCUAGAUCCCUCCGCCUCUACACUCCAACCACACCUCAUCAGACCAAGCAGCGGCAAAUGACGUUGGUAAGGGCUUUGGACCCCCAAAAGCCAGCCCCAAAGAAGACUGCCCGGCAGCAGCAGAGCAGCAGCAUUCCCAAUCCGGCAGGGAACGGAAGAGGCCACGACUUCGUUCCGCAGGGCAGCUUUGCUGGCUACGGCAGCAUGACUUAUCAGCUGCCGCAUGAGGUGCCAGAAGGGGCGGUGGUUAUCUCGUUCAAGCUCGCGCCGGAAGUGUCAUUGGAGUGGCUGUUGCAGUUUGCAGACAAUCUACAGGGGCUCCCGGGUCUUGAAGGCGAAACAUUUCGAGGCGUGCUGGUUCGUCCAGAUGUUUACCAUUGGUAUGCGCUUAAUCCCGACCUUCUGUACAAACCGUGGGGCGAAGCAUGCAUGGCAGCACAGGGUCGCCUUCCGGCCAUUGAUCACAAGCUUGAGGCCAACUCGAAGGAAGAUGCGGAAAGAAUCGAACGUGUUCUGCGGCCUCGAACCGAAAGAUUAACAAGGUAUGAAGGAGACGUUCUGAGACGGAAGCUUAUUAUAGACGAUUGAUACUUCAUUAGCUUCUUCUCGUCGAUCUGACCCGCUCCUGCG